AUGAAGACCUAUUUGGUGCUUUUCUGUCUUGCCUUCUACAGCGUUAUUCAAGCACGGAUUCCGGAUGAUGUGAAAGAGUCGUUUUAUCGGGCAAAAUCGUUUAAGGAUCUCAGUGACGAUUUACAUAUCCGAUAUCAUCACAGAGAUGGACAUGAAUCUCGUAGAGGACAUGGGCACCGUCAUCGGGAUCCUCAUGUACAAAUCCAUGGGGCAAGCAUUACUGGUGGAUUAAGACGGGGAAAACUUCGCUUUAUCUCUGAGAAAGCGGAUGGGUCACAAACUGAGAACGAAAUACAGAUUCAAGAUUCGACUAAAAACGAUCUGGCUACUCUCCAAAAUUUGCAUCAAGGCAGUGAUCAAUGUCAGCUACAAUCGGUCUGUGUUCCGGUGAACAUCACAAAUGAUGACCCGAUGAUCGAGAUUUAUCCACGAUGCAUCGAGAUCCCACAAUGCGUCGGAUCGUGUUGUCUAUUGUCGAAAUCGUGUCAGCCACACCACGUGGAAUAUAAAGAUUUUCCGGUGGUUCGACUUGAUUACAUUGGGAACAAGCAGUUCAGCGUGCGAGACAUCAUCAAUAUUACGAUGGAAACACACACUUCAUGCUCUUGUCACAGUUGUGGGAAACAACUUUGCUCACGAAGCUUUGUACUCAAUGAUGUGUGCGAAUGCGAGUGUUCGAAAAAAGAUGAGAACUCGUGCGACGGAACUUGGAACCCGUCCACAUGCACCUGCAUAUGUGAAAAUGUUGAAUGUCCGGCUGACAAAGUGCUCAAUGAGAAGACUUGUCGCUGUCAAAGGUCCCAUGUUGAAAAUCUAGUUCAAAAGAUCGAAUCGUCAAAAACUGAAUUAAAUCAUGGAGUUCAACUUCCAAGCGAUGAUGAUGAGCUGAUAGACGCCUCAAAUCUGCCAACCUUAAAGCCGGUGACAAGAGGCAAGAUGACUCUACCCAUCAAAUUUCACGAGCAUCUCAAUCUGCUAAACGUCGGCAUCAAGCAGCAGUUUAUCACGUUCAACAAUGUGACGAUGGAAAGCGACAAGAACAUCGUCGUUCGCGAAACGGUUGGCGACAGCAAUCAAGUCGUCAUAAUCAGUAUGUCCGACCCGACGAAUCCCACUCGCCGACCCAUCCAAGCAGAUUCCGUCAUCAUGCAUCCAUCGCAAAAGAUCAUCGCUCUGAAAGCUGGAAAAACACUGCAAAUCUUUAACAUCGAAGCCAAAGCGAAAGUCAAGGCCCAUCAAAACACCGAAGAUGUCACCUAUUGGAAAUGGGUAAACGAGAAGACGAUUGCUCUCGUCACCGACACAGCAGUUUUUCACUGGAGUAUAGAAGGACAAGAUGCACCAGUGAAGAUGUUUGAUCGCCACAGUGCUCUUCAGAACCAUCAAAUCAUCAGUUAUCGAGCAGAUGCGGAUCUGAAAUGGCUUUGCCUUGUUGGGAUUGCUGCCAAAGACACUAGGAUUGUCGGACAAAUGCAGCUCUACAGCACCGAAAGGAAAGUCUCGCAGCCAAUCGAAGGACAUGCUGCUUGCUUCGUUCAGUUCAAGGCUGAGGGAAACGCCCAUCCGAGCAAUUUGUUCUGCUUUUCCGUCCGCAAUGAGGCUGGUGGGAAACUGCAAGUGAUUGAAGUUGGCUCACCACAACAAGGAAAUCAGCCUUUUGCAAAGAAAGCUGUUGAUGUUCCAUACAGCGCUGAGGCUGCUACCGACUUUCCCGUUAGCCUUCAGGGAUCUGGCAAGCAUGGAAUUUUGUACCUCGUCACGAAACACGGAUUUGUUCAUCUCUACGAUAUGGAUUCGGGAACUCGAAUUUAUUCAAACCGGAUUUCAACGGACACAGUUUUUGUCACCUGUGAAUACACCACCACCAAAGGAAUUAUGGGUGUAAACAGGAAAGGCCAGGUUCUCUCCGUUUCAAUCGAUGAAAACAACAUGGUCCCCUUCGUCACCCAGCAGUUACAAAAUCCCGAUCUAGCUCUCAAACUUGCUGUUCGUUGCGAUCUUGCGGGAGCCGAAGAGUUGUUUGUUCGCAAAUUCAACCUGAUGUUCUCAAACGGAAGUUUCAAUGAGGCCGCUAGGAUUGCAGCUACGGCGCCACAAGGAAUAUUGAGGACACCUGCCACAAUUCAGAAAUUUCAGCAGGUUCCAACACAAGCUGGACAACAAUCUCCCCUGCUUCAAUACUUUGGUAUUCUUCUCGAUCAAGGAAAGCUGAACAAAUAUGAAACUCUCGAGUUAUGCCGUCCAGUUUUGGCUCAAGGAAGAAACGAACUUCUUCAAAAAUGGCUUCAGGAACAAAAGCUCGAAUGUUCUGAAGAGCUCGGAGACCUUGUGCGACCGCACGAUGCCAAUACUGCACUGUCGAUCUAUCUGCGUGGAAAUGUGCCUCACAAAGUCGUCCAAUGUUUCGCUGAAACAGGCCAAUUCGACAAGAUCAUCGUCUACGCUAAACGUGUCGGCUUCGAGCCUAAUUAUCUAUUCCAGCUUCGACAGGUGUUGCGAGCUAACCCAGAUCAAGCUGCAGGGUUUGCGAAAAUGUUGGCGACUGAAGGAAAUGGUGAACCAUUGGCUGAUUUGAAUCAAAUCGUUGACUGCUUCAUGGAAGUUCAAGCCGUGCAGCCAUGUACUGCGUUUUUACUUGAGGUGCUGAAAGGUGAUAAAGAGAGCGAAGGACAUCUGCAAACACGCUUGCUUGAAAUGAACUUGAUGGCGUCGCCAGUUGUUGCUGAUGCUAUCCUCGGAAAUCAGAUGUUCCAUCACUAUGAUCGUGCCGCAAUUGGUCAGUUGUGUGAGAAGGCUGGUUUACUGCAAAGAGCUCUCGAACACUUCACUGACUUGUAUGACAUCAAACGAACCGUUGUUCAUACUCAGCACCUCAAGCCUGAUUGGCUUGUCAACUACUUUGGCUCACUAUCCGUGGAGGACUCGUUGGAAUGCCUCAAAGCUAUGCUCCAAGCUAAUCUGCGUCAAAACCUUCAAGUGGUAGUCCAAAUCGCUUCGAAAUAUCACGAACAGCUGGGAACGCCGGCCCUUAUUGAAUUAUUUGAGUCAUUCAAGACGUAUGAAGGACUCUUCUAUUUUCUGGGUGCCAUCGUGAAUUUCUCACAAGAUCCCGAAGUUCAUUUCAAAUACAUCCAAGCAGCGACAAGAACUAGCCAAAUCAAGGAAGUAGAGCGUAUUUGCCGUGAAUCCACCGUCUAUGAUCCGGAGCGAGUCAAAAAUUUCCUGAAAGAGGCGAAACUGAGUGAUCAACUUCCUCUAAUCAUCGUAUGCGAUCGUCACAACAUGGUCCAUGAUCUUGUGCUCUACCUUUACCGAAAUCAGCUGCAAAAGUACAUCGAAGUCUUUGUUCAAAAGGUCAAUUCUGCCCGUUUGCCAAUUGUUGUUGGAGGAUUGUUGGAUGUUGAUUGCAGCGAAGAUGCCAUCAAGCAGUUGAUUGUUAAUACACGUGGAAAGUUCGACAUUGAUGAGCUCGUUGCCGAAGUUGAAAAGCGCAAUCGUCUGAAGUUAUUGGCACAUUGGCUCGAAUCACGUGUUCAAGAAGGAGCUCAAGAUGCGGCUACUCAUAAUGCACUUGCAAAAAUCUACAUUGAUGCGAAUCAGAAUCCGGAUCGCUUCUUGAAGGAGAAUCCUUAUUAUGAUCCACGAGUCGUCGGAAAGUAUUGCGAGAAACGCGAUCCUCACUUCGCUUUCCUCGCUUAUGAAAAGGGACAUUGUGACGCGGAACUCAUCACUGUUUGCAAUGAGAAUUCACUUUUCAAAAAUCUGGCUCGCUACUUGGUUCGACGACGCGAUUUUGAACUUUGGGAGCAAGUCUUGGCUGAGAGCAAUCAAUAUCGGCGACCAUUGAUCGAUCAAGUGGUUCAAACCGCAUUGUCUGAAACGCAAGACCCUGAAGACAUCUCAACCACUGUCAAAGCAUUCAUGGCUGCCGAUUUGCCCAAUGAGCUGAUUGAGCUGCUCGAGAAGAUUGUUCUGGAUAGCACUGUGUUUUCUGAACACCGCAAUCUUCAAAAUUUACUCAUUUUGACGGCAAUCAAGGCGGACCGGACUCGCGUGAUGGCCUACAUUCAAAAGUUGGACAACUAUGAUGCCCCUGACAUUGCAAAUAUUGCCAUAUCAAGUGAAUUGUACGAGGAAGCUUUUGCCAUUUUCAAGAAGUUCGACGUCAACAGCUCUGCGAUUAACGUGUUGAUUGAAAAUGUCGGAAACUUGGACCGUGCUUACGAGUUUGCUGAAAAGUGCAAUCAGUCAGAUGUUUGGGCCAGCUUGGCUAAAGCUCAGUUGAAGCAAGGAUUGGUCAAGGAGGCUGUCGAUUCGUUCAUCAAGGCUGAUGAUCCAGGCGCCUACAUUGAAGUCGUCAAGAAGUGUGCUGAAACAGACCACUGGGAAGAUUUGGUGAGAUAUCUGCAAAUGGCCCGAAAGAAGUCGCGUGAAUCAUACAUCGAAACGGAGCUUGUCUUUGCACUCGCUAAGACUAGCCGCCUUACGGAACUUGAGGAAUUCAUUUCUGGACCUAAUCAUGCGCAGAUCAUCCAGAUUGGAGAUCGCUGUUUCGAUGCUGGCAUGUUUGAAGCUGCAAAAAUUCUUUUCUCCAAUGUUUCCAACUUUGCAAAACUGGCUGUAACUCUUGUUCGAUUGUGUGAAUAUCAAGGAGCAGUAGAUGCUGCUAGAAAAGCCAACUCUACCAAAACGUGGAAGCAGGUAUGCUUUGCAUGUGUCGAUGCUGGAGAAUUCCGUCUCGCUCAAAUCUGCGGUCUAGCAAUUGUCGUUCAUGCCGAUGAGUUGGAAGAAUUGAACAACUAUUACCAAGAUUAUGGUCAUUUCGAAGAGCUUAUCUCACUUUUGGAAGCGGCUCUUGGCCUCGAGCGCGCGCACAUGGGAAUGUUCACAGAAUUGGCAAUCUUGUAUUCGAAGUACAAGCCUGAAAAGAUGCGUGAACAUUUGGAGCUUUUCUGGUCACGAGUUAAUAUUCCGAAGGUUUUACGGGCUGCCGAACAAGCGCAUUUGUGGGCUGAACUUGUAUUCCUUUACGACAAGUACGAGGAAUAUGAUAAUGCUGCUUUGACUAUGAUGCAACAUCCUACGGAGUCAUGGCGCGAACAGCACUUUAAGGAAGUCAUUGCAAAGGUGGCCAACGUCGAAUUAUAUUACAAAGCAAUGCAGUUCUACUUGGACUACAAGCCAUUGUUGAUUAACGACCUGUUGCUCGUUCUCUCGCCAAGAUUGGAUCAUUCACGGACUGUGCAAUUCUUCACGAAAUUGGGACAUUUGCAUCUGGUACGCCCUUACUUGAAGCAAGUGCAAACUCAAAACAACAAAGCCUUGAACGAGGCCCUCAACAACAUGUACAUCGAAGAGGAGGAUGCCACCUCUCUCCGGGCUUCGAUCGAUGCUCACAACAAUUUCGACAAUAUUGCACUUGCCCAACAACUCGAGAAGCAUCCGCUUGUGGAAUUCCGACGAAUCUCUGCAUAUUUAUUCAAAGGAAACAACCGUUGGAAGCAAAGCAUCGAGUUGUGCAAGAAAGACAAGCUCUACAAGGACGCCAUGGAAUAUGCUGCCGAGUCUCGCUUAACAGAAAUCGCUGAAGAUCUGAUCUCAUUCUUCCUUGAUGAAAGGCUCUACGAUUGUUUUGCUGGAACUCUUUACCAUUGCUAUGACUUGAUUCAUCCUGAUGUCAUUCUGGAACUCUCCUGGAAGCACAAGAUUACCGACUUUGCUAUGCCUUAUAUGGUGCAAGUGAUGCGUGACUAUCAAACACGUCUUGAGCGACUCGAAAAAGCCGAAGCUGAACGAAAGGAAGAGGCUAAGGAACAACCUCACAAUGGGCCAAUGAUGGAACAACCUUUGAUGCUCACCUAUGGCCCCACCGGCGGACUCCCACCGGCUCAGAUGGGAUCUUAUGGAAGCCCUGCUACUGGAAUGCCAUUCAGCGGUCACAUGCCAUACGGAGGAUCCAUGCCACAAGGAUAUCCUCAACAAAGCGGUCAUUUCAUG
Molecule: messenger RNA, 5997 nt
Organism: Mesorhabditis belari
Lineage: Eukaryota; Metazoa; Nematoda; Chromadorea; Rhabditida; Rhabditidae
Source: the annotation of a GenBank genome assembly